This is a messenger RNA of Suillus fuscotomentosus, 363 nucleotides long. RefSeq lists its product as uncharacterized. Gene Ontology annotation, molecular function: iron ion binding; oxidoreductase activity, acting on paired donors, with incorporation or reduction of molecular oxygen; heme binding. Bases 1 to 363 code for a protein of 120 amino acids. NCBI's taxonomy places the organism in Eukaryota, Fungi, Basidiomycota, Agaricomycetes, Boletales, Suillaceae. The record is from RefSeq and is a predicted model, not a curated record. The transcript has 3 exons.
AUGCUCAAUGAUCCGCAGACAUAUAGCAACCCCUCAGAAUUCAAUCCUGAGCGCUUUUUGGCCAAGGAUGGAAAAGAGCCUGAGGCAGAUCCUCGCAGGGCAUGCUUCGGUUUUGGUAGACGUUUUCUGACCUUGGUUGCUUUCGACUGGACAGGUCUGCAUCUCGCUGAUGCAUCCAUCUGGAUAUGCGCCGCGAUGUCACUUGUGGUGUUUGACGUUUCCAAGGUUGUCGAAAAUGGCGUUGAAAUCACCCCUGAAAUUGACCCCUCAUCCGGGUCGAUCAGCCACCCCAAGCCCUUUGAGUGCUUGAUCAAGGCUCGCUCUGAAAAAGCCUUGGCGCUCAUUCAAGAAGAUACUUACUAA